AUGUCCGUUCGAGCAAUUAACACGUGCUCCCACUUCCGCCCUUCUCUCUCUUCCGUCCCUCGUUUUUUCCCCGUCUCCCGCCGUUUCCUUCCUCCUUUCUCCUCCAGUUAUGGCUGCCAAACUCAAAGGCGGGGCAUCAAAAGCCUCUUCGAUUAUUUCAUGGAAGAACUCAAAGCUACGCGGCCUGUUUUUUUGGGCGGGAGAUUUUGGAGAGGAGGAGAGGAGAGGAGAGGCACGGAACUCUUGAAUGAAGAGCUUGUUGAAGAUAGACUUGUGAAGCGUUCAUUGCAAAAGGGUUUGCUUUUGGAGUUCAAGAAAGAUUCUGAGAGAAUAUUGCUAGCAGUUGCUCAGAGACCUGAUGGAAAGAAGAAUUGGAUGGUUUCAGAUCAGAAUGGCGUCACUAGUUCCAUCAAGCCGCAACAAGUGACAUAUAUUGUACCUGGUAUUGACAAUUUUGACCAAGCAGAUAUUGCUGGUUUCAUUCAGAAAGCUCAGGACAACAUGGACCCAUCGCUACUUGAGUUUGCUUGGUCUGAGCUACUUGAAAAUAAUAAGACUGUGACCGUUGAAGAGAUGGCUGAGAUAAUUUUUGGUAGUGUUGAGCCUCUUGAGAGUUAUUCUGCUCAUCUGUUGCUAUCAAAAGAUGAAGUAUACUUUACUGUGCUCGAGACAAAAGGAUUGCGUUGCAUUUAUGGACCUCGACCUAGUGAGCAGGUUGAGGAGCUUCUUCGUAGGAAGGUUGCAAAGGAGGCUGCUGAGAAAGAACUUCAGGAGUUUAUUGAACUGCUGACCUCUGCAAAAACAAUGCCUUCACAUGAUAAACCUCCCAAAUCUUCAUGGAAGAACGAGGAGAAAAUUUGGAGCAGAAUUGAAUCACUUGAAGCAUAUGCUUUUGAUGCUUGUAAAAGUGACGAACAAAGGAAAACAGCUGGAGCGAUACUAAAGGAAAUGGGUCAGGCAAAAACAGCUUCAUCAGCUAUGAAUCUCUUGAUAGAUAUUGGAUAUUUUCCUGUUCAUAUCAAUCUUAAUCUGUUCAAGUUAAGAAUUCCCACCGAUCACUCGGAAAAGAUCACGUCAGCUGCACAAAGUCUUCUGUCAGAUUCAUCUGAUCCAGACGAGAUUAACAGGAAGAACCUAACUGACCUGAAGGUCUAUGCCAUUGAUGUUGAUGAAGCUGAUGAGCUUGAUGAUGCUUUGAGUGCGACAAAGUUGCAAGAUGGUCGAAUUAAAAUUUUGAUACAUGUUGCAGACCCAACUAUAUAUGUUCAACCUGGAAGUAUUGUGGAUAGGGAGGCUAUGAGAAGAGGAACUUCUGUUUUCUUGCCCACUGCUACAUAUUCUAUGUUUCCCGAAAAUCUUGCCAUGGAAGCUAUGAGUUUGAGACAAGGGGAGCAUUGUAAUGCUGUUACUGUAUCAGUCGUGCUGCAUAACGAUGGCAGCAUUGCAGAAUGUUCAGUUUUCAAUUCAGUGAUUAAACCAACAUACAUGCUCACAUAUGAGGCUGCAUCCGAGCUACUCCAUUUGAACCUUCAGGAGGAGGCUGAACUCAGAAUUUUGUCUGAGGCUGCAAACCUUCGUUUAAAUUGGCGUCGCCAGCAGGGCGCAGUCGAGACAGCAACAUUAGAAACUCGCAUUAAAGUGCCUAAUCCAGAAGAUCCAGAGCCAUCAAUAAACAUUUAUGUGGAAAACCAGGCAGACCCUGCAAUGCGAUUAGUCACUGAGAUGAUGGUACUCUGUGGUGAAGCUGUAGCUACAUUUGGAUCUCUGAAUAACAUUCCUUUACCCUACAGGGGACAACCCCAAUCAGAUAUAAAUCUUUCGGAAUUUUCCCAUCUUCCAGAAGGUCCUGUUCGGAGCUUUGCCCUAGUCAAGGUAAUGCGUGCCGCCGAAAUUGAUUUCAGGAAGCCAGCACGCCAUGGGGUUUUGGGAAUUCCUGGUUAUGUUCAAUUUACCUCUCCCAUUCGUAGAUAUUUGGAUCUUCUAGCUCAUUAUCAGCUCAAGGCAUUUCUUAGAGGUGAGCCUCCACCCUUCACGUCUGGUAAUCUUGAAGGGAUAGCAGCAGGUGUAAAUGACAAAGUUAGAGCAGUGAGGAAGCUCUGCAGCAGUAGUCUCCGUUACUGGAUACUAGAAUAUUUACGACGACAACCAAAAGAGAGAAGAUACCGUGCUUUGGUCCUCAGAUUUUUGAAAGAUCGUAUUGCAACUCUGUUGUUGGUUGAGGUUGGAUUUCAAGCUUCUGCUUGGGUCUCAGUGGGCACUAAGAUAGGGGAUGAAGUAAUGGUUAAGGUUGAAGAAGCACAUCCACGUGAUGAUAUUAUUUUGUUGAAGGAGGUCGUUAGAGGUUGACCUAACAUAUGUUCGUGAAAAGACCUUUUCAAUGUUCAACAAUUUGUUCAAAAGGCUAAGCUCCUUCCAGUUCUAUAUUUGUCAACUAACACAUGAGCCACACUCUUUUGAUUUGAGACGAUAGCCUUAUUUACUCCCACUCUGCUUGGCUAGUAGGGUGCAAUCUUGUCUUUUGCAUGGAAGUGAGAUCGCGCUUCACUGGUCAAUUUUUGUCAAGCUGUUCAAAUCUCAGAGUCAUCUCUUGCAGGGAAAUUCAUGAAUAUUGCAGCCAACAUAUUCCGCCUUCCAUGAUGCUGCCAGUGUACUGUAUACAUCAAUUUCUCUAACCAUGCAGUGACAUAAAGUUAUCAGGUUUUCUCCCCCUCUGAUAGCUUGUUCAUUAUUGUUUAUUCUGUAAGAUGUCUCUGACAGCUUGUCGUUGUAAUGCAUCACCAAAAGGAGAAUUUUCUCAUCUUUUGCUCAAAACUCAUAUCUGAGGGUUUUUUUUGGAAAGACUAAUGCUAGUUAUCUGUUAGAUGUUAGUGGGUUUGGAAUCUUAUCCUCUUAUUACUCCCAAUUUCUAUAUCUCAUCUCGAGUCACCAAACUA
Molecule: messenger RNA, 2933 nt
Organism: Cicer arietinum (chickpea)
Lineage: Eukaryota; Viridiplantae; Streptophyta; Magnoliopsida; Fabales; Fabaceae
Source: RefSeq, a predicted model, not a curated record